Pungitius pungitius (ninespine stickleback) is the source of this 2762-nucleotide messenger RNA. It is a transcript of the gene slc16a5a, whose product is annotated as solute carrier family 16 member 5a. The record is from RefSeq and is a predicted model, not a curated record. The transcript is spliced from 5 exons. Lineage: Eukaryota; Metazoa; Chordata; Actinopteri; Perciformes; Gasterosteidae. Bases 176 to 1681 code for a protein of 501 amino acids. Gene Ontology annotation, biological process: monocarboxylic acid transport; transmembrane transport. Gene Ontology annotation, molecular function: monocarboxylic acid transmembrane transporter activity. Gene Ontology annotation, cellular component: plasma membrane.
CCCAUACUCGCACCCCCCCCGAGCAGCGGCAGAGAGUGAGGGAGAUCCGCGGGGUCAGGACCGAAGAACCGCGAUCAACAUCCCGGAAGACAGAAGGUCGCAGCAGCCACAGUGACAUGGGCAGCGGAGGUCACGGCGACCCGCGCAGAGCCUCUCCCGAACCGCACCGCGGAGAAUGACUCGGGCUAAUGGAGCCGGAGGGGCGAGCGGCGGCGUCCCGGGGGCCGAGGAGUGGGAGCCCGAGGGCGGGCCGCGGCGAGGCCCGGCGGGUGCGGCCCCCGACGGCGGCUGGGGCUGGGUGGUGCUGGCCGCCACCAUCGUGGUCCUGGCCCUGACGCUGGCGUUCCCGUCCUGCAUGGGCAUCUUCUACACCGACCUGCAGAACGAGUUCAACGCCUCCAACAGCGAGACCUCCUGGGUGCCCUCCAUCAUGACCUCAGUGCUCCACGCCGGAGGUCCCAUUUGCAGCGUGCUGGUGGAGCGACUCGGUUGCCGGGCGACCGUCAUGUUGGGCGGCGUCCUCAGCGGCCUGGGAAUGGCUGCCAGUUCGUUUACCCAGUCCAUCGAGCAGCUCUACGUCACCACCGGGGUCAUCACAGGUCUCGGCUUUUGCUUCAGCUUCCAGCCCGCCGUGACCAUCCUCGGCCACUACUUUGUGCGCCGCCGCGCCUUCGCCAACGCCUUGUCCUCCACGGGCACGGCGCUGGGACUGUGCACCCUGCCCAUCCUGGGCAACUACCUCCACGGCGAGCUGGGCUGGAGGGGGAGCUUCCUCGUGCUGGGCGCCGUGCUGCUGAACUGCUGCGUGUGCGGCGCGCUGAUGAGGCCCCUGGGGGGCCCCGGCGCGCGCCGACCGCCCCCGCCUCCCGUGGAGAAGGAGGAGGAGGAGGAGGGCGGGAGGACGCGGCGGGCGUGGGGCCGCGCGGCGGCGGCGGCGCUGAGCAAGCACAUGGCCUUCGACCAGCUGCUCCACAACCCGCGGUACUGCGCCUACGCCGCGGGCAUCACCUGGAUGAUGCUGGGCUUCGUGGUGCCCCUGAUCUACCUGGUGCCCUACGCCACGGCCCACGGCAUGGAGCAGGGCCGCGCCGCGCUGCUGCUCUCCAUCCUGGGCCUUGUGAACAUCGUGGUGCGGCCGCCCUUCGGCGUGGUCUUCGGCAUGCCCUGGUUCAAGGGGCGGCACAUCUACGUCUUCUCCUGGGCGCUGCUGGUCAACGGGCUCAGCAACGGCAUCUGCUGCGUCGGGCCCAGCUUCCCCGUCCUGCUGGCGUACGUGGUGGUCUACGGCCUCUCCAUGAGCGUGGUGGGCUCCCUGAUGUUCACCGUCCUCAUGGACGUGGUGGAGAUGAGCCGCUUCCCCUCGGCGCUGGGCCUGCUCGCCAUCAUGGAGAGCGUCACGCUGCUCAUCGGGCCUCCACUGGCAGGAGUCCUGAUUGACUGGACGGGUCAGUACUUCUACGUCUUCUUCGCCUCCAGCGCCGUCGUGGCCUCCUCCGCCGUGUUCCUCAUGGUGUCCUUCUACUGGUUGGACGCCAGGGACAGGAAGUCGUCGGGGCAGAGUCCACCGUCCACGCCACCCUCGGUGGACCCGGCGCCCCGCUGUGAGUACAGCAGCGUCCCCACGGAGGGGGACAGAGACAGGGCCUCGUCCAACGGGGCGCAGAACGUCAGCGGCGUCUGAAAGCCGCUCGCACCCCUGCAGACCGGAGCUUUACCUUUUUUUUUUUUCCACGCCAGGGAUUGUUUUGCGCCGUCUGACCGUAAGUCAGACCCCACGUACCAAAAUGAUCAGAUGUGCACUUACAGCUGCGACGCGAUUGUACUAUUUAUUGCCAAAAUGCUGCCGAUUCUCAUCGCCGUGGUUACACAGGCUCAUCAAGCCAAGUCACACAAGUGCUCCUUUCGUUUGAAGGAAUGACGCAAUCUGGUUUCACGGAGCGUUUGAAGAUGAGAGCUUCUAGUGGAGGUUAAGCUCUUAAAGUAUAUGUUGAAGUAUAUGUCUGGUUUCCAUAUUUUUUCAUACGUGCAAACUUGUGUAUCUGGGAUGUUUUCCUUUUGAAAGUGGAACCGAGACAUGCAGGACUGAGCCUUUAAAACCAGGAAAAUAUAUAAAAAUAACAGCUCGAGACGUUUCCUUUAAAAUAUCCAUAAGAAGUUUUACAUUAGGCCUUUAGGCUACUCAGUCAGAGCAGAAAUUGGAAAUUACAUUCUUUUGUCAUCUUUAAUAUCUUUCAAAGCAGAAAACAUGUAUUUUAUAUGUAUGGCAGCAUUAGAUCUUUGAAUCUGUUCUGUUUUCGCUGUAUACCAUGAAUAUCCAUACUUUCUAAGCAGUGAUUUAUCUCUUUAUUGUGUUGUUUUUUAGGUGGCUCUCACGUCCAUUCUCUCCGUAGUGGAGCAGUGCCUUUCUGUAGAACCGGUGCGUUUGUAAACCCUUUUCGGGAAGAUAGAAGCAGAUGAUUUUCUGUGUUUCCAGCAGCGCUGAGUUGUUUAUGACACUGAGUUUAUUAUCAGUCCCAAUCACAGGUUUUAUAUGACAGCCUUAUCUUCUGAUUAACAAAAAGUGCAAUGGUUUUAUGUCGGACGUGACGGAAAGAUGUAUCUACAUUUUUCAGGUAUAAUCUGUAAAGUGGCUGCAAUAAGAAGAUUUGUUAGUCAUUUUCAGGGGUUUGUCUUGCUUUGGGCCAAAUAAAACUUUUUUUUAUAAAGUCUUUAUUUAUGCAUUAUGGUCAGGGGAAAAAUAAAUGUUUGAAUAUCAAAGUAAA